Molecule: messenger RNA, 562 nt
Organism: Nymphaea colorata (pocket water lily)
Lineage: Eukaryota; Viridiplantae; Streptophyta; Magnoliopsida; Nymphaeales; Nymphaeaceae
Product: barwin-like
Exons: 2
Coding region: 21-452 (143 amino acids)
Biological process (GO): defense response to fungus; defense response to bacterium
Molecular function (GO): RNA nuclease activity
Source: RefSeq, a predicted model, not a curated record
CGGUGCAGUGAAGGUCUCCUAUGGCUCUUAGCUGCCAAGCAGUCUUUCUGGUGUGGGUGGCGGCCAUGGCUGCCGGGCUGGCUGUGGCUCAGGCAACCACAGUCCGAGCCACCUACCACUACUACCGCCCUGUCCGUAAAAACUGGGACCUCACUGCUGCAGGAGCAUAUUGCGCCACUUAUGAUGCCGGGAAGCCGCUAGCCUGGCGCCAGAGGUUCAAAUGGACUGCCUUCUGCGGUCCAGACGGGCCUGGAUUCCCCGGUGCCUGUGGAAAAUGUUUACAGGUGACGAACCAAGCAACAGGAUCGCAGCUGAAGGUGAGGAUAGUGGACCAGUGCGCUAAUGGAGGACUGGACUUGGACUGGUCUGCAUUCAAGCAAUUGGACACCAAUGGCAACGGCUAUCAACAAGGGCAUCUCAUGGUAGACUACCAAUUUGUAAGCUGUGCUUGAGUGACUAAAUGGGCAGGAGGAGAAGGCAGCCCUAGCUGCUCACUAGCAGCAAUAUGUAUCAAUAAAGAUGCCUUCUUCAUAAAACAAAAACUCUCUCUCUCUCUUUCUCA